UAAUGGCUUCGCUCCGUACCGUCGGAUGUGUUGUUGUGCUACUAUUUGCUCUUGCCAUCGAUACGUCGGCAGUAUCGAGUUUCACAAAAGAGCUGAAUGAAGUCAAACUGUACUUCUUCUCACCAACGCUGAAGCAAGAGAUGGAUGUGGAAUCGUUCGUGCCGCCACCGCAACUGGACCUACGUCGACAGCUGAAGGUUCUAAUCCAUGGCUGGAACGCCGAUCGCCACCACGUAUCGAUACUUCCGAUACGUACAGCAUACUUGGUGCAGGAUGCUCACAACUUACUGGUGGCCGAUUGGUCUCCCGCUGCCGUACUGCACUAUCCGACCGCUCGUGACCUAGUACUGCCGGUGGGGAACCAUCUAGGUAGCAUACUAGCACGCUUCAUGAAACGGUUAGGCAUCGAGCCUAGCCAGGUGCAUGUUAUCGGGCACAGUCUCGGUGCGCAUAUCGCAGGCAACGUGGGACGGUACUUGGAUGGAAAGGUGCGCCGAGUGACGGCACUGGAUCCGGCCGGGCCACUGUUUGCUCUAGAUUCGAAAGAUGCCGUCGGACCCGACACUGCCCAGUUCGUUGACGUGAUCCAUACGGACGGGAUGACCCUGGGCGAGAAUAUUGUUCGCGGACAUGCCGACUUUUUCCCGAACGGUGGCACUCCCCCACAGCCCGGUUGCGAAACGCUCGACGUUUUCACACUGCAUAGCUGCAGUCACGCGCGGUCCACCGGAUUCUUUGCGGAAUCAAUUCCGCUACCGAACAGCUUCGUAGCGUGCGCAUGCAGCCGGGAUGAAAUUUCGAGACAGGCCGAUAUCUGUUUGCCGGACGUUCGUGACACAUCCUCGCGUGAGUGUGUUGCGAUGGGAGAAGCACUUGAGCUCAGUGCCCGUGGAACAUUUUUCACUCGCACAUCGCGUGUGCCUCCGUUUGGACUGGGCAAUCACACGAUGAGUGCGUCCAGCUUCUAACAGAACAGUGGCGCUAGUGACACGUGUCUUCAAAACGUUCGAGUGGCCGAUUUCACAGAAGCAUCAUGUAACCAGAUACACGCACUCACACAAACACACGCGUGCAAAGAACCAUCUCGUGUUUGUACACUGAACGCUGUAAACGUUGAAUCACCGGUGCUUUGGAUAAUGCUUGGAAUAGAAACACAUUAGCUUCACCCGAGCUCAUCAUGUAGCUAAUGGAGGUAUUAUAUACACGUCAGGUUAUUUUCAUACCUUAACAAGACAUAAUGUUGUCAAUUUGACUUAUCAAUGAACCCUCGCAUGGUUUAAAAUUGUUGUCUACCGCUUUCGUUGUUGUC
Messenger RNA from Anopheles merus, 1309 nucleotides. RefSeq names its product pancreatic triacylglycerol lipase-like. Bases 3 to 968 code for a protein of 321 amino acids. The record is from RefSeq and is a predicted model, not a curated record. The transcript is spliced from 4 exons. Lineage: Eukaryota; Metazoa; Arthropoda; Insecta; Diptera; Culicidae. Gene Ontology annotation, molecular function: lipase activity. Gene Ontology annotation, biological process: lipid metabolic process.